AUGGGUGUUGAUAUCAAGAAGCACCACGUCAAGACGGGACGCCGCUCGGCGCCCAAGAGCGAGGACCCCUACCUUCUCUUGCUUGUGAAGCUUUACCGCUUCUUGGCGCGCCGCACCGACUCGCGCUUUAACAAGGUCAUUCUUCGCCGCCUGUUUAUGUCGAAGAUCAACCGCCCGCCCGUGUCUGUGUCGCGCAUCAUUUAUCUCUCUCGUAACCAGGGUGGUGUGCCCAAGGAUAGCGAGAGCCCCAAGACGGUCGUUGUUGUCGCCACCAUUACUGACGACAACCGUCUCCUCGAUGUUCCCAAGCUGAGCGUCGCUGCGCUCCGCUUCACUCACUCUGCACGUGCGCGCAUUGAGGCUGCGGGUGGCGAAGCGAUUACGCUCGAUCAGCUCGCCAUGCGUGCUCCUACCGGCAGCAACACCAUCCUUCUCCGCGGCCCGAAGAACGCGCGCGAGGCCGUGAGGCACUUUGGUAUGGGCCCGCACAAGCACAAGAAGCCCUAUGUGCGUGCCAAGGGUCCCAAGUUCGAGAAAGCGCGUGGCCGCAGAAAGUCGCGUGCUUUCCACGUCUAA
Molecule: messenger RNA, 576 nt
Organism: Malassezia vespertilionis
Lineage: Eukaryota; Fungi; Basidiomycota; Malasseziomycetes; Malasseziales; Malasseziaceae
Exons: 2
Coding region: 1-576 (191 amino acids)
Biological process (GO): translation
Cellular component (GO): cytosolic large ribosomal subunit; ribosome
Molecular function (GO): RNA binding; structural constituent of ribosome
Source: RefSeq, a predicted model, not a curated record